Notolabrus celidotus (New Zealand spotty) is the source of this 1290-nucleotide messenger RNA. RefSeq names its product chromatin accessibility complex subunit 1 (gene chrac1). The transcript is spliced from 3 exons. Lineage: Eukaryota; Metazoa; Chordata; Actinopteri; Labriformes; Labridae. Gene Ontology annotation, cellular component: CHRAC; nucleus. Gene Ontology annotation, molecular function: protein heterodimerization activity. The record is from RefSeq and is a predicted model, not a curated record. Bases 77 to 442 code for a protein of 121 amino acids.
AAAAAGACGAGAACAGGCGUCACAGCCGUAGUUCAAAACAAUACUCCAAGUUCCGCCUGUCUGGCGCCGUGUCCUCAUGAAGAUGUCUCAAAAUACUCCGGACAAAGACGACCAAACGUCAACCAGCAAGAAAAACAUCUCCCUCCCUAUUUCCAGAGUGCGGUUGAUAAUGAAGAGCUCCCCGGAUGUCUCCAGCAUCAACCAGGACGCUCUGUUUCUCACCACCAAGGCUACAGAGCUUUUUGUCCAGCACCUGGCUCUGUGCUCAUUCAACAAUGGCUCCGGGAAAGAGACAAACUCCCUGUCAUACAGCGACCUAGCUCACGCCGCAGAGGAAACUGAGACCUUCCACUUUCUUACAGAUAUCCUGCCCAAGAAGAUCCUGGCACGCGAUUAUCUCAAGUCUCUGGAGCAAAUGCAAGACGAAGACGCAGAUUAUUGAGAAGGAACCUGGCUACAUUCCAUAUCUGGACAGGUGUUAUUUGAAGUACACAUCAUUCAUGGAGAGCAAAGUGACUAGUGGGAAAGGAGACACACUGAACCUUCUCAAUUCUAGAUAGAUUGCCAGAGCUCGAUGUAGUGUUCACUGGAGAAGUAGGGGUGACAAAGAGGGACUUAAAAUAUGUACCAUAGGUCUGAGAAAAAUUCUGUAACUCUGAAUUUGAAACAACAUGGUAAUCAAAGCAGCUUGAACACUUGAACAGUAGAUUUAGACAAUUUGUGAUGUCACAACAACUUUGCAUUUGCGCGUAUCUCAAGACUAUCUUAAACUUUUCUGGUGUCUUGCUCUUAUUAAUGUCAUGCUCACAUCAAUCAGGAGUGAAUUGUAUUUUUCCAGAUCUCAAUGAGUUCAGUCCAUUUAACUGACCAAGGCAUGUUCUGAAUCCAUUCCUCACACUUGCAGCAAAGAUGUCUCAACUCCUGAUUUAUACUUACCUUUGAAAUAUACAUUGGUGAACAUUUUAUUUUAGAGACGCUGGUUAAUUUAAGAGUGAAAUGUGUGACGUUACUGAAUCUUAGUUUUAUAUGUUAUUUUAUUUCUUUCAAAGUUUGUCAUUUUUCAGUUGUGAGUGGUUUACUUGAAAGCUGUUUGGUUUGAAUACCUCGUUUUUUUCCACCUUAACUACAAGGCCACUGAACGUCUUCCCAAAUGGGAACUCACACUGACCCUAACAGAUGUGACAAUUUAAAGUGUAAAUAGCAGCUGACCAUCUUACAAAGAAUCUUCCUCAUAAAUGUACAAAUGAAUUGCUUAGAUUUGAUAUUAAAAUAAAGAUCCACACCAUCUCA